UUGAUAUAUAUAAGAGCGCUAGGCUUGCAAUACAAAACAUUAAUUAAGGAUACUAUUUUAAGUGUUGAAAUAUUUGUUAAAAAAAGCGCCUUACCUUUACGAAAAUGAUGCUGAAACUAUUCGUCAUUGCAGUUUUUGUCCACACAAUAUCAUUUGUCGGUUUUGUCCAAUCAUUUGAUUACAAGGAUGAGAUAGCACAAGGAACAUGUACAUCACUCAUCACGGAACCUGAUCAUAUAUAUGCUGUACGACGAACAUGCUCAUCGAACACACCCACUACUUGCGAUGCAGUGUGCAGUAAUAUAGGGAAAAAGUGUUUCAAUGCCUUACACGUCUACAGUGGGAUAAUUCUGGGAGGUGCAGAAACUGGAAAACAGGGACUUCAUACAUACAAAUACAAUAGUUGUUCAGGGACUAACUGUGGUCCUAACUUCUGCUGUUGCUCAGACAAACCGCACGCAGUUCCAAAUCCCAACGCUUUUAAAGAUUAUAUAGCACAGUCCGCCUGUACCGCUAUUCUACCCGGAUCAAACCACGUGUACGCUGUUAGACGACAAUGUUCAUCCAGCUCAACGGUUGAUUGCAAUGCAGUUUGUAAAGACCUCACGAAAACCUGCUUCAACUCAUUACACGUGUAUGGCGGUGUGCAACUACCAGCCUCGGACACUGGCAAAGUAGGUCUGCAUACCUAUAGGUAUAACAGUUGUGCGUCAUCCGGCUGCGGGCCAAACUUCUGCUGUUGCUCUGGAUAGUGACUUUGAACAGACUUUAUACUUACACAUAUAUUGUGGCAUACUCUUCGGAUGAUAACCAACAAACACGAUAUUCAAAUAUAUAAAGUUUAAUCUGUCCCAAGUUCUUAAACAUAGAUAUUAAAUUUCAUACUUCUAAGUUUAUAUCCAAUUGCCAUAGUCUCCAGUCUCUCUGCUCCUCAAAGCAUCAGUCAAGUACAUUCCUACAUUUGCUCUAACGGAAAUUUUAGUGGAAAAACGUUCUAUUUCGAAUGCCUUAGGAAGUUUCUUUUGCAGUGUUUGGAAUUUCCUUUAACAAAGCCAUAAAACAAACCAUUUUAAGCAGUGUUAUUUAAGUAAUAAAUUUAAACAUCA
Mercenaria mercenaria is the source of this 1106-nucleotide messenger RNA. RefSeq lists its product as uncharacterized. The coding region runs from base 105 to 752 and encodes 215 amino acids. The record is from RefSeq and is a predicted model, not a curated record. The transcript is spliced from 5 exons. NCBI's taxonomy places the organism in Eukaryota, Metazoa, Mollusca, Bivalvia, Venerida, Veneridae.